Messenger RNA from Trematosphaeria pertusa, 1651 nucleotides. RefSeq lists its product as uncharacterized. Gene Ontology annotation, biological process: DNA recombination; positive regulation of mitochondrial DNA replication. Gene Ontology annotation, cellular component: nucleus; mitochondrial large ribosomal subunit. Bases 18 to 1544 code for a protein of 508 amino acids. NCBI's taxonomy places the organism in Eukaryota, Fungi, Ascomycota, Dothideomycetes, Pleosporales, Trematosphaeriaceae. Gene Ontology annotation, molecular function: single-stranded DNA binding; DNA strand exchange activity; structural constituent of ribosome. The record is from RefSeq and is a predicted model, not a curated record. The transcript is spliced from 2 exons.
CCAGCGCUCCCGCCACGAUGCCGCGCAAUCUCUCGCGAUUAAAAUUCAGGGCACCGAGGCCGCCAAAGCCGCUGAAUGUGUCGCGGAUUCCUCUCCACAACCGGCUAGCCGUCGCGCGCGAAGUCAGGAACCAUGUCCUCCAACUAUCCAAACCAGCCGCCCUCGGCCUGCAAGUCGUUGUGAACCCGAGCUGGAAGGACCUCCCCGGAAAGAAGACGAAGAAAUUGGCAUUCAAGCCGCACACGCUGAGAGAUGUCGUGGAUCCCGAAGCAAAGGCGAAGCAUGGGCAGAUCAUCUACAUCUUCAGGAACAGCAGGACAAACCAGGUCAUCUACUCGCUAGCGGAACUGCUUGAUAACCACCAUCUCGAGCAGCUGCCCUUCAUUGGCAAGCACUCCAAGCCGCCCGUCCUCCGCCCAGACGAAUGGACACCCCACUGCGUCAUCACCUUUCCCUCCGCCGAGCAAGGCCUCCACGCCUUCCGCAAGCUGCGCGAGUUCCGCAAGCUGCACGAGCUCUCGUGGGACAAGACGAACCCCGAAUGGAUAAAUAUCAGCCCACAGGAAAGAAUCAAGAAGAUCCAGGACCAAGUAGCAAACACAAGCGCAGACCUGGCUGAAGUGCUGCGCAUGCAGGAAGAGCAGGGUGAAUGGAUGCAGAAGAACAUCGAAGAGCAGCAGGAGCGCGUCGUUGAGUGCAUGGACGAGAAAUGGCUUGCGAUCGACGCUUUGGCGAAUGCUUCCGUUGCGAAGGAUAAGAAGGAUGGCGACAAUACCAAAUGGCUGCAGCAACAGAUCAAGAGCCUGGAUUUUCAGCUCGGGCUGAAGACGAACCAAAACGAGGCAGACCAGAAACGACUGAAGGUAGCGAAACACAGUCAUGAAGUCCGGCUCAGCAAAAUCCUCUACGCCCAGCGGAAGGCUGAACAAUUUAAAAAGAUGCAGGCGAAGCUGGAAGCGGAAGCGGAACUUGCUAACGAGGCCGGGGCAUCGGCGAAGCUAGAGAGGCUGAAAGAGGACAUCCGCCUGCUGCAGCAGGAGCUCGCAAACCCCACCUCAGAACGCACCAAAGAUGAGAUCGCCUCCGACGUGAAUACGAUCAAGGACUACAACGACGAAAUCGACCGAUUAGAGAAAGCCUUCGCAGCUAAGAGAAAAGCCGAAGCUCGAGACCACUCCAUCGCGCGCUCCGUCCUCCCGCGCCAACUCAAGAAGCAGCUCCCCCAGCCAUUUUCUAUGAAGGUCGAACUGCUCUGGGUGGACCCGCUGGAUGCCGAGUAUGCUGCGGGGAACUGGCCUGCUGCUAUCUACCACGACGUGCUUCCGCUAAAAGCCACGAGAGACUCGGUGCAUUACUUGAAUGCUGCCGAGUAUGAGGAUGCGGUUAAUGAUGAGGUCCAUGGUAUGGUGAAGACGCUAGAAAGGCAGGCGCUGCAAGAUGCGGGAAUAGAACCAUAUGAACCUGAACCGCAGGUGGAAGAGAAGACGGGCGUAUGGAAGUAUCUGCCCGAGAUCAAAAACCCAUUUAAGCGUGCUGAUGCAUAGCAUCUUUUCGCCUUUGUAGGUCUAGACACGCAGAACGGCUUGUACUAUAUCUUGUAGGUAGGGGGUUAGAAUGUACAAAGUGUACAAUACAUGUCACAUGCGCCACC